GUGGAUAAUCGGCUAUGUUCAACAAUCCUUGAAUGGGCGGGCGACUGGAAAUGCAAAAGCAGCAGCUGUGGAACACUGUACCUACCUACUUUCGAGAUCUGACUGAGUAGCUCCUACAACAGCAAGUUCAUGUUGCAUGAUUUAUGUUUUGGCGCGCAAGCAGUGCAGCAGCAGUGUGAAGUGAACCAAUCGAAACAUCAUCACAGUUGGCGAUGGGUUUGUUUUGACGUUAGCGUGAGUUUCUGUUCUUCACUUUUCCUGUGAACAGGUGCUUUAUUUUGGACGUUACAUGAUAGAAAGUUAUUUUCAAAAUUGUUGUGGAUAAAAUUUGCGUUCCUAGUACACCGUAAGCAGAAAAAAGCCAUGAAGAUCCCGCCACUGAAUGUAGGGAACAUCAUCACCCCCGAGCCUCAUUACAUUCCCGGCUAUACCGGAUAUUGUCCUCAAUACAUGUAUAGAAUUGGGAAUACGUACUCAUCAUUAUCACAUAAACUGUUGAUUGACCCAACGGUUGCGCACGCUGAGAAACUUAUUUUAGCUGAUCGCUCCACCGAUGAGUAUCAGAUAAAUCGACCGACCAUCAAAGAGAUAGACCCCACCGGUGUGAUUGUGCCCCGCCACGAAGAUGCCGACUCCCGAGAUACCAUCUACCACAAACCGUUGAUGCCCGGAUAUGAGGGAUACAUACCACGGACUCAGGGAAAAUACGGACGGCGUUAUGCUGUGGUUACGAGCGAAGGAUUGAAUGAAUUCGAACGGGAGUGUCACCGGAAUCGAACACAGAUGAAGAAAUUGAGACACCGAACGGCGCAACCCAUUUCCACAAUCUCCGAAUACAGUUUGGGCGAUAGAAUGAAGUUUCACAAAAGCGACUACCAUUUUCCAUUGGAGGCCACACGACCAGAAGCAGUGGGUGUAUGUAAAGAAGUUCCGUUUGAAAACCUGCCACAAUUACCUGCGCUACCUUACUCUCGCCACACGCCACCACAUUUCAUGGAUAAUGCUAACGAUGAGAAGCAUUUCAAAUUAGGUUACACCGGUCAUAAACCGUUCCUGUGGCCAAGGUUUGGCGAAGCGAACGUGUCACUAACGAAAAAGACGUUGUGUGAUUUUACCAACAGUUAUCAACAUCGGCGGCACACCGAAUGGGUUCCGAUUUCACCGGCUGGAAGUGGAACUUGCCAACCCAGCGCCACUAUUAAUGAGAUAUACAUGAAAAAUAUUGGGCUGGUUCCGAGCUACAAGGGCCAUGUGCCUGGAGCAAUGUUUAGGUUUGGUUCAACAUUCGGCAAUGACAGCAGGAAUGCAAAACGGUGCCUGAAGAAAUGCUACGAAGAAUAAAUCUGCUCGAUUCUGAAGAAAUUAACUUUGAUAAUAACUAUCUAAUAAAAUUAUUUCAGCUAUGACUAUUUCGGAUGAAAGAAAAUUCAACUUGGUACAAUAAAUAUUCCUUGAGUGAUCCUGAAUGCAUAGAACCUUAUAAACCUUAUAGAUUCCCAUACGCUUGAGCGUAAAAUAGCCAAUAUCUAAAUAAUAAAUAAAUUUUCAAUACCUACAGCAAUACGCCAUA
Messenger RNA from Armigeres subalbatus, 1570 nucleotides. Its product is annotated as CIMIP2 protein GA14893-like. The transcript has 6 exons. NCBI's taxonomy places the organism in Eukaryota, Metazoa, Arthropoda, Insecta, Diptera, Culicidae. The record is from RefSeq and is a predicted model, not a curated record. Bases 364 to 1341 code for a protein of 325 amino acids.